UACAAGUCGAGCGAGGCUGCGCCGUUGUGAUUUGUAACCUGUGGCAUGUUGGGAAGAUGGUUCACAUAGGGUUACACACCGCGACUUGUCUUAUUAUCAUGACGUUGUCUGGUGCUUGAGGAUCAACUGGGACAAAGGGGGAUGCACAUAACGUAGUAUCUGGAGGGAAAGGGGUGGAUCGGGAUCCGCGGUUUGAUGUGGUGUUGUUAAUGCAUGGCAAAUAAGAGUCCUGGUGCCGCCAUUUUCCGAUGUUGGUAAUGUUUGAUAUAGAUGGAGACAGCACAGUGUACUGGAGUACUGUGUAUGAAGUGUUGGGGCCCAGAUGUGGUUUGGGAGAAUCGAGGUGGGAUAGAUAACUAUCAACCGAGGCACGACAUCCAAUCCCAAUCACGGAGCCAGUCAACGGCAGCCAACAUCGAUCGCCAUCAAAGCAUCUGGAACUGCCUGGCUCCAGCCCCAGUCUCCACACAGGUUCCCACAUCCUCUUCUCUCCUCAUAAUUGAAAACAGUUCCAAUUUUACAAGCAUAUCGCUGAUUAGCUUGUUUUUGCAUCAGGCCAUUUGUUCGAGAACGCUUAGAGAAGGUCGAACCGUAGGACGACAACCUCGUCUAAAAAUACCUCGUUCAAGGCCAGCUUCGCCGCUUCAGGGGGGUGGCGCGACAGGCGGAGAAUUGAAGUUGGUUAUCAGUGAUGACUUAUCACAGGUUCCUUGCCGUGGGCCUUUCGGUACGACGGUGCGCUCGGAGCUGCUACUCAUUGGCUCCUUACUGUAGUCGAGUGUUUCCAUACAGAAACAGAACCCCAAUAGCCUAGCGGAAGCGGCUUCUGACGCCAAACGACGUGGAUCUGCAGGGAGAGGCGACGCCAUCUUCGCGU
This is a messenger RNA of Westerdykella ornata, 877 nucleotides long. RefSeq lists its product as uncharacterized. The transcript is spliced from 2 exons. The record is from RefSeq and is a predicted model, not a curated record. NCBI's taxonomy places the organism in Eukaryota, Fungi, Ascomycota, Dothideomycetes, Pleosporales, Sporormiaceae. The coding region runs from base 271 to 774 and encodes 167 amino acids.